Molecule: messenger RNA, 1269 nt
Organism: Neohortaea acidophila
Lineage: Eukaryota; Fungi; Ascomycota; Dothideomycetes; Mycosphaerellales; Teratosphaeriaceae
Exons: 1
Coding region: 1-1269 (422 amino acids)
Biological process (GO): secondary metabolite biosynthetic process
Molecular function (GO): FAD binding
Source: RefSeq, a predicted model, not a curated record
AUGGAGAGUGACCGUCCUAUUGCCAUCAUCGGCGGCGGCCUCGCUGGUCUUGCCCUUGCGCGAGGCUUCGAGCGUGUGGGCGUGCCUUACAGGAUAUUCGAAGCCACGGAGAGAUUCUCGGAAAUCGGAGCAGGCAUCAGCUUUCUACCAAACGCAAUACACGCGAUUAACCUGAUCGAUCCCAAUCUGUUCAAGUCUUUCGAAAGCCACAUCACGUACGACGAGGAUCCGGAGGUCAGCCAGCUGCGCAUCCGGUGCGGAGAGAAGCAGCUGGGGGACUAUCAAUUCGGCGAUUCGAUUAUCAACCUAGGCAAGUUUGGGAAAGAUGAUAAGGGAAGGUGCGGCGCACAUCGCGCACGAGUCCUGGACGAGCUGGUCCACCACAUACCUCCUGGAGUGGCGCGAUUCAAGAAGCAGAUGGUCGAUAUUGUUGAGCUAGAUGGAAAGGUCGAGGUCCAUUUCGAGGACGGCACUCAUGAAGAUUUCAAGGCUGCCAUAUGCUGCGACGGUAUCAAGAGUCGAGCGCGAGGUAUUGUCUUGGGAGAAGACGACCCUGCCGCGAGUCCCGUUUACGCAAAGGCGUAUGCGUAUCGCGCGCUGGUGUCGCGAGCGGAUGCCGAACGAAUCAUCGGCCCCAAGCUCGCUCAAAACGGAACCUUCUAUGUUGGUAACCGCCGCUUCCUCUUCCACUUCCCGGUCGAGCACGGCAAGCUGGUCAACGUGAUUGGAGUCUGCGUGGCACCAGACUCGACGUGGAUGGCGCGGUCGUUGCAGGAGCCUUGCAGCAAGGCGGAUAUGCUUCGAGAUUUUGCCGACUUUGGAGAGCCUUUGAGUGUUCUGCUGGCCACCAACGAGAAUCCGAUGCGCUGGGCGCUGUUCGAGCUCCCACAUGUCCGGACGUAUUGCAAGGGCAGGAUCUGUGUAAUGGGCGACGCGGCGCAUGGAAUGACCUCUCAUCAAGGAGCGGGAGGAUCUGCCGCGUUCGAGGAUGCGUAUGUCAUGGCCGAGUUGCUGGGUGACGAGGCUUUGAGAGCGGAUCUCCCACGAGCAUUCCGCGCGUUUGACAGAGUCCGUUGUGAGCGCGGCAAUCGCAUCGUCAGCACCAGCUACGAAGCCGGGUUGAUAUUCACGCUACAGCAGGAGGGGAUAAUGGAUGACAUGGACAAGUUCAAACGAAUCAUGGCAGUCAGAUUCGACUGGCUUUGGGGGGUCGAUCUGGUGGAACAAGUGAAGCAGGCGAAGGAGUGGGCUUCCGAGGUUCAGGAAUAG